Messenger RNA from Paramuricea clavata, 1338 nucleotides. Lineage: Eukaryota; Metazoa; Cnidaria; Anthozoa; Malacalcyonacea; Plexauridae. The record is from the annotation of a GenBank genome assembly.
AUGAAGCCAGUACUUUUUUACCUCCGGAAAUUGGCUCACCAAUCCUCCCUUUACAUUGAUGACUCAUUACGAACAGGUCAAACCUAUGAUGACUGUGCAGCUAAUGUGAUUGACACAACACAGCUCAUAGACAACUUGGGGUUUAUAGCUCACCCUGACCAAUCUGUUUUCAUCCCCACUCAUGAAUUAGACUAUCUUGGUUUCACACUGAACUCCAAAACUAUGCAGGUGACUAUAACACCUGGAAAGAAGUUGAAUCUCAUAGAAACAUGUAAGGAACUCCUUACGAAAGAAUACCCUACUAUCCGUGAGGUUGCUAGGGUAAUUAGGCUUGCUCAUCUCAAACUUCCCAGGUGUUGCGGUGUUGCAAUGGGAUCACUACAUUACAGACUUUCUAAAGCUGACAUAAUACAGCACUUAAACAUAACAAAGGAAAGUUUGAUGCCAGUGUGCACUCUCGGCUGAAGCCAAGGAAGAACUUGUGUGGUGGAUAAAUAACAUUGACACUGCAUUCAACCCAGUGCAUAGGGGGCAACCUAACAUAACCAUACAGACAGAUCAGAUGCUUCGAACUGAGAUGGGGAUGUGCACUGGGUGACAAAACAACUAGUGGACUCUGGGGCCAAACUGAGUCUUAUGAACACAUAAUUUACUUAGAAACACUAGCAGUCUUUCUGUCCCUUAAAUCCUUUCAGCAUAUUCUAAGUGGCAACCAUGCAAUGAUCAUGGUGGAUAAUACCACUGCUGAAAGCAUCAUUAGAGAAAUGGGAACCAGCCUAUGUACAGGUAGUGCUAGAUUAAAUCACCUGGUAAAACAAAUUUGGCAGUGGUGUGAAAGCCAGAAAAUAUGGAUAACAAUGGCACACAUACCAGGGGUUGAAAACUGUCAAGCAGACUUUCAGCCUCGGUCUUUCAAUUGGGGGACUGAAUGGUGUCUUAGUUAACAAAGACAUACUUACCUUGGCAUGCAACAUGCUCAGGUUUACCCCCGACAUUGAUCUAUUUGUUUCCAGAAUCAACCAUCGUAGCAUUUAGACCAGACCCUGAAGCAAUUGCCAUUAAUGUAUUUCACAUGACAUGGACUCAAUUUGCUCUCUAUGCUUUCCCACCAUUUAGUGUGAUAAUGCAAGUGCUACAGAAAGUCCAAGAACAUCAAGCCUCAGGGAUCCUAGUGAUCCCAUAUUGGCCAACACAGAUAUGGUGGCCGAAAGCAAUGAACAUGAUUGUCCAACAGCCAAUUGUCUUACCAAAAAGCAAGGAACUAUUAUUCCUCCCCAACCAACCCAACAAAAUAUAUGGAACAUGAACAGUCUAAAAUUGCCAAAGAACUGUUACUGA